Messenger RNA from Orcinus orca (killer whale), 1535 nucleotides. It is a transcript of the gene LIAS, whose product is annotated as lipoic acid synthetase. Gene Ontology annotation, cellular component: mitochondrion. The record is from RefSeq and is a predicted model, not a curated record. Bases 131 to 1249 code for a protein of 372 amino acids. NCBI's taxonomy places the organism in Eukaryota, Metazoa, Chordata, Mammalia, Artiodactyla, Delphinidae. Gene Ontology annotation, molecular function: 4 iron, 4 sulfur cluster binding; lipoate synthase activity. The transcript has 11 exons. Gene Ontology annotation, biological process: lipoate biosynthetic process.
GCGGAGCAGCGCAGCUUCCACAGGGUCAGGUGUGGCUCAGCUUGUCGGUCAUAAGUCGAGUGACGGUUUUUCCAUCUUUUUUUCCCGGGAAUUAGUGAUCGCUCGGCCCUGCUAGAAAAAAAAGAGAGGGAUGUCUCUACGCUGCGGGGGCGCGGUCCGCACCGUGGGCCCCCGGGUAUUUGGAAGAUAUUUAUGCAGUCCAGUCAGAGAAGUAAGUUCCUUGCCAGAUAAAAAAAAGAAAUUUUUGCAGAAUGGACCAGACCUUCAAGAUUUUGUAUCUGGUGAUCUAGCAGACAAGAGCACCUGGGACGAAUAUAAAGGAGACUUAAAACGCCAGAAAGGAGAAAGGUUAAGACUACCUCCAUGGCUAAAGACAGAGAUUCCCAUGGGGAAAAAUUACAAUAAACUGAAAAAUACAUUGCGGAAUUUAAAUCUUCAUACAGUGUGUGAGGAAGCUCGAUGUCCCAAUAUUGGAGAGUGUUGGGGGGGCGGAGAACAUGCCACUGCCACUGCCACAAUCAUGUUGAUGGGUGACACAUGUACAAGAGGUUGUAGAUUUUGUUCUGUUAAGACUGCAAGAAAUCCACCUCCACUGGAUGCCAAUGAGCCCUACAAUACUGCAAAGGCAAUUGCAGAGUGGGGUCUGGAUUAUGUAGUCCUGACGUCUGUGGAUCGAGAUGAUAUGCCUGAUGGAGGAGCUGAGCACUUUGCAAAGACUGUGUCUUACUUAAAGGAAAGGAAUCCGAAAAUCCUUGUGGAAUGUCUCACCCCUGAUUUCCGAGGAGAUCUUAAAGCAAUAGAAAAAGUUGCUCUGUCAGGAUUAGAUGUGUAUGCACAUAAUGUAGAAACAGUUCCAGAAUUACAAAGGAAGGUUCGUGAUCCCAGGGCCAAUUUUGACCAGUCUCUACGCAUACUGAAACAUGCCAAGGAAGUUCGACCUGAUGUUAUUUCUAAAACAUCUAUAAUGUUGGGUUUAGGUGAGAAUGACGAGCAAGUAUAUGCAAUGAUGAAAGUACUUCGUGAAGCAGAUGUGGACUGUUUGACCUUAGGACAAUAUAUGCAGCCAACAAAGCGCCACCUUAAGGUUGAAGAAUACAUUACUCCUGAAAAGUUCAAAUACUGGGAAAAAGUAGGAAAUGAACUUGGAUUUCAUUAUACUGCAAGUGGCCCUCUGGUGCGUUCUUCAUAUAAAGCAGGUGAAUUUUUCCUGAAAAGUCUGGUGGCUAAAAGAAAAACAAAAGCCCUCUAACACUUAACAAGACAUUCAAGAUCACAGGAAUUUUAAAACUUUGACUCCAGGUAGCAGAAGUGAUGGCAGAAUGCCUAAACUUCAGUGGAUAUAUCCCAGUCUUUUUGUUUUACGAAAGAUAUCAAUAAGCUGUGCAUAUUUAAUUAUAAUAAUUCAUUUGUCUUUUAGCAUAUCUUCUUUGUCCCAGUAAACAAUUGCUUGUUAUGAUGUAAUCAUAAAACAUCUUUGUAAGAGUUUACUGUUAAUAGUGUAGUUUAAACAAUACAUUAAAAACUUGUAGAAAAUC